This is a messenger RNA of Agrilus planipennis (emerald ash borer), 1392 nucleotides long. RefSeq names its product synaptotagmin-like protein 4. Lineage: Eukaryota; Metazoa; Arthropoda; Insecta; Coleoptera; Buprestidae. Bases 1 to 1392 code for a protein of 463 amino acids. Gene Ontology annotation, molecular function: neurexin family protein binding. The transcript is spliced from 8 exons. Gene Ontology annotation, biological process: exocytosis. The record is from RefSeq and is a predicted model, not a curated record. Gene Ontology annotation, cellular component: exocytic vesicle; plasma membrane.
AUGGACUGUGAGCGCUGCGGCAAAGAAAAGGCAGAGUUCAGUCGAAAUCUGCCUGAAAUUGUAGAACCCAAAAGCGACAAUAUCGUGGUAGAAUUGGGGGAACGCGAUCGUCUAUUAAACGAAAAUGAAAAAGUUCGUUAUUUAUUUUCCAUAACUGGUACUGAAUCCAUCAAGUCGACGGGCGAGCCAGCUAACCAACUAAUUGGAUUUGAUGAUGCUAACAUUUCGGAAGCGAGUUCGUCGCCUACUUUGGUCGGAAGGGGGUUAAGCAAGAGUGCAACCCCAAGUCCCGUGGCCCCAGGUGGAAGAAGGGUGACUCGAUCGAAUUCAGAAUGGCGUGAUGAUGACAUCGACAGGAUGUUUGGUAUCCACCAGACUCGGUCAUGUUUGUCUACGUUAGGGAUUCGUUCCGAUUCAAUGGCAAGCGUGUAUUCGGGGGCGGGUGAAGGGAGAUAUGGUACGGUGGCUGUAAGGGGUCAAGUUGAGUUUGGCCUCCAGUACAAUUACAAAGCGGGCUGUCUCGAAAUUCAUAUCAAACAGUGCAAAGAUCUUGCGGCCGUUGACAUGAAACGAAAUCGAUCGGAUCCAUACGUAAAGGUCUAUCUUCUGCCAGACAAGUCGAAGAGUGGUAAACGAAAAACAAAGGUGAAGAAGCACACCCUCAACCCCAUCUUCGACGAGGUACUCAAAUUCCACAUGUCUCUAAACAGUAUAGAAACCAGAACCUUGUGGCUAACCGUUUGGCAUUCAGAUAUGUUUGGUAGGAAUGAUUUCCUGGGGGAGGUCAUGAUCGCUUUGGAGAAUAAAGUGUUUGACGACCCCACACCCAAAUGGUACAACCUCCAGGAAAGGACCGAGCCUUUCGAUGAAAUUUUGUCGUUCAAGGGUGACAUUUUAGUUGGUCUAAAAUUCGUACCACCCGACAUGACAAUACGGAAAAAAGGCAAACAUUCUCGCGGUUCGCUUCACGUUCUGGUCAAGGAGGCCAAAAGUUUGACCGCCAUCAAAGCCAGUGGAACCUCGGAUCCAUUUUGUAAAAGUUACCUUUUACCAGAUAAAGGUAGAAGCUCAAAACAAAAAACUCCUGUGAUAAGAAAAACUGUUAAUCCUGUCUGGAAUCAUACUUUCGUAUACGAAGACGUAACACUGCAAGAGCUCGCAGAAAGAUGUCUGGAACUCACCAUUUGGGAUCACGAUCGAUUGGGAAGUAACGAAUUUUUGGGAGGAGUUAGGUUCUCCUUGGGCACAGGUAAACAUUAUCUGAAACCUGUUGAUUGGAUGGAUUCUACAGGGAAAGAGAUCUCGUUAUGGAAGAGCAUGCUGGAACGCCCAAACUUUUGGGUAGAGGGAUGUCUCCCCCUGAGACCCACGUUGGAUUAUCGAGCCACCUAA